GGAAGGCAAUACUAUCAACAGGAAGCGGAAUGUGAUUACGAAAGAAGACUGCUGGUCGUGUGACAACGCAUGGAUCACAGCCCCCUCUGACACAUGUAUCAUACAGAUGGUUCACGGUUUACACACAGCUUGUCUGCAAAUCAUCGGAAAACAUCAAGUCCUAACAUAGCUCAGCACAAUGGUUUCCUUGGCGAUGAUAUGGAUAGCAUGUUUGGUAGUUGCUACUAGAGCCACUCCAUGCAAGGAAACCUAUCACUGUUCAGACUGUGACAGAGAGUCCGGGGAUUGCCUCACUGAGUGUGACACGGGGUAUUACGAUCGACAAUGCAGUUCUACCUGCAGCAAGAACUGUAGAAAUAACAAAUGUGUGACCUCGAGCUAUGGUAGUGAUAACUGCACUGACGGGUGUGUGCCAGGAUACCAAGGCAUUGGCUGCAACAUACUAUGUGACAGUCCAGGAGGUAACUGUACAGUAUGUCCAGGUGGUUGUGAUGGAGGAUAUUGUCAGUUGAACUCCUCCUGUGUGUCUGGAUGUGUAGACUCCUACUACGGGUCUGACUGUGGUGGUAAAGUGGGACUGCAUGUAGGGCUUGCCACAGCAGCUUUCGGUAUCAUGACUGUCAUCUCUCUGGUUGUGUGCUGCAAGUACCGUCACCGCUUGAGAAGGGACAGUGUUACCAAGACAAAGGAUGUUGUGUGCGACUCUGUUGUCGAGAAGGGCGAUGCCCCUGUUGUGGAGCUGGAAUGGUAUUCUGAGAUACCACUGAAAGACAUGGCCAUGCAAUGUGGGUCAUCUAAUGGAAGAGGAAGUGCAGCUGGUGGUGGAGCGGAUGAUGUUUAUGACGUUGCAGAUGUAGACAAACGGAAAUUUGCUGGUGAUUUUGGCAAUAUUUACUCAAAAUUGUCACAUGCUUAGUAAAUAUUUUGUUUUGCAAAGGUCUUUCGUUAACUAAUGACGCUGUCUAUCCAGUAUGCAAUUCUUCAAAAGGACUUUCCCCUCCGAGAUAAAGUGGACAGAGGAUCUGCCCAGAUUGUGGAAUGUUGGUGGUUCGAUACAAGCAUUCAGCAUUACGAGGAAAAGGGCUGGGAUUCAGUAUAUUGUCUCUGAGGCUGCAAUUUCCAUGCUAAACUGUGCCAUGGCAUCUUAAUGAGUUCCCGCUAUAAAACUGGAAUAGCUCGGGACACAUGCAUGCACAUCGCUUUGUAAGUGCAACUAUCUUGAAAGUUAAACCAUUUUUUACCUCAGCUUAGUUUGAACAGAUAUUUCAUAUUGUAGAAUAUAGUAUGAUGUGUGUAAUUAGUAUUCACAAAACUAUAUAAAUGGAACCAUAUCCAACCUUU
This is a messenger RNA of Haliotis rufescens (red abalone), 1341 nucleotides long. Its product is annotated as multiple epidermal growth factor-like domains protein 6. NCBI's taxonomy places the organism in Eukaryota, Metazoa, Mollusca, Gastropoda, Lepetellida, Haliotidae. The coding region runs from base 179 to 916 and encodes 245 amino acids. The transcript has 5 exons. The record is from RefSeq and is a predicted model, not a curated record.